AUGGCUGGCCAAGAUGCCGCCAUGGAGGAGAUCCUCUGGCGGUCUCCCCCGCACGUCCAAAUGAUGGGCGGAUUCUUGCACUCCAACAAUAUCCUUUUCUAUUUCGCCGAAUCUCCCUUCUUUGAUCCUACCUCGAACAAUGCCUCUCUCGCCAUCCAAGCAAGCUACAACGAAGCCUUCCGUCACUUCAUCGAGACGCGCGAAGCAUUCGAAGACCGGUUGAAGACGAUGCAGGGUCUCGAAUUUGUCGUCAGCUACGAUCCCUUACAGGCAGCGGCGCAGGCCGACGGUCGCUUCGCUCACGAGCCGUCAAAUGUCUGGGUCAUUCGAAAGCAGAACCGGCGGAAGCGCGGUGGAAUGGACGACGAAGUGACCAUCGUUUCGACAUACUUUGUUGUUGGCGACUGUAUCUACAUGGCACCGUCAAUUUCCAGUGUGGUCGGCAAUCGAAUUCUCUCAGCCGUCACGUCUCUAUCGCGAUUCAUGAAAACCGCAUCAACCCUCCCGAAUUUCACGUCCUCGCACGGACACACCUACAUGCCACCGACAACCCGCACCGCCGAACCUGGUCAGCAAGCUUCUCAGCAAAGCAAGGAAAACACACCCAUGCCGGACAUGCCAUCUCAAACACAAUCGAGUACCGAGGCACAAGGCUCUAGCAAGACUGGUCUCGGAAAUUCGAAUUCCAGUACCAGCUACCAAGAUACUCGCAGCCUUGCCGAUGCAUUUAGCCUUUUCACCCGUUAUGGCGACGAGUUCAUGGACGAGACUCCCUUGCAGGGCGAACCUGGCUCGUUCAUUUUGUCCAGAAAUGGAAGCGAUAACGAUCGUGCUGCAGCGAAGCCUGCGCCAAAGGCAGCACCGGGUCCAGCCACCGCUAACACGCCCUCUGUACCGGGGCGUGUGUCGACACCGCAGGUCCGGGUCGACACUCCUGGAAAGGCUUCGGACAAGAGUAAUUCGCCGCCUAGCUCGGGGGAGAACAAGGGAAAGCGGAAGAAGAGUCGAGUUGCGAGUUAA
Messenger RNA from Penicillium argentinense, 1020 nucleotides. It is a transcript of the gene med6, whose product is annotated as mediator complex subunit MED6. The transcript has 3 exons. The record is from RefSeq and is a predicted model, not a curated record. Gene Ontology annotation, molecular function: transcription coactivator activity. Bases 1 to 1020 code for a protein of 339 amino acids. Gene Ontology annotation, cellular component: core mediator complex; mediator complex. Lineage: Eukaryota; Fungi; Ascomycota; Eurotiomycetes; Eurotiales; Aspergillaceae. Gene Ontology annotation, biological process: regulation of transcription by RNA polymerase II.